ACGUAAUUGGAGAAAGUGGUUAAGGGCCAAGGGCCCGCAAAUCUGUCUCUAACUGUGCACCGGCAAUGGCGGCAAAGUGGAAAAAGAAACGAGGGAGCUACCCAUAGCCAGCCAUUGAGAGAAUAACGAUGGAUCCGUCCGCAGGAGGUGGAAGCUGUACUACGGUUCCAAGCGUCCCACCCCACAGUAACGUAUCUACUCCCUCAAAUCAAGACCCUCCAUACCUCUCUCCUCCACCUCCACCAUCACAACAACAACAAGUGCAGCAGGAUCAACAUCAUCAGUCACUACCUUCUCACUUUCACCUCUUACACUUGGUCGAGAAUUUGGGUGAUGCAAUUGAUAAUGGAACUCGGGAUCAACAUUCUGAUGAUUUGAUUAAUGAACUGAACAAGCAUUUUGAGAAGUGCCAACAGCUUUUAAACUCGAUUGGGGCAUCAAUUAAUACCAAACCUAUGACUGUUGAAGGACAAAAGCAAAAGCUGGAGGAAAGUGAACAAUUGUUAAAUCAAAGGAGGGAUCUAAUUGCCAACUGUAGAAGCUCUGUUGAAGAUCUUGUGAAGACUGAGCCAUAGUGCACAGCUUGCGACAACCGGUACUUCGGCUUUGCUGCAUUCAGGUCAAGUUCUCGUUCUGUUGAAGUCCGGAAGUUCGAUAACGGAAUCCCUAGAACUUGUAGUUAUAGAAUUAGAUCAUAUUCAUUUCUUUGUUUUGUCAAGUCCAAAACUCUUAAUAUCUUGUCUACCUUGUUCCUUAUAUCAAGAUUUCUUUUGGAACAAGAUCAUGUUCAAAUGCAAUCUUUUCCUUUUUC
Messenger RNA from Gossypium raimondii (Peruvian cotton), 811 nucleotides. RefSeq names its product mediator of RNA polymerase II transcription subunit 9. NCBI's taxonomy places the organism in Eukaryota, Viridiplantae, Streptophyta, Magnoliopsida, Malvales, Malvaceae. The coding region runs from base 129 to 575 and encodes 148 amino acids. Gene Ontology annotation, cellular component: mediator complex. The transcript has 6 exons. The record is from RefSeq and is a predicted model, not a curated record.